GCAGCUAGACGGAGACACCGGGAGACAGAGAACAGGGAUAGAGCUUGUUAGACGAGAAAUCCCGACAGUGUCUCCUCCUGAGCAAAUAGUUCAAUGCCCGAAGCCCUUCUGAGUCGCAAGCAUGGAUCUCGUAGAUCCAUCAUGUGCCAUUUGUACCCAGCCUCUAGAAUAAGUCUUGCUUGGUUUGCCGGGAAUCUGUCUCUUCAACUGUUGUGUAUUUGUUGCGCGUUUCUCGCGACCUGCCUUGGAGAUCCAUCAUGUACUGAUGGUGUUAGUCGCCAUGGCGAGGUUAGCCUAGCUCUCCCUGUCUUCUGGGAAAUUACUGCUUGAGGGCUAUGCCAAUUAGAGACAUGGGACAGGAAAUGGAUCAACGGAGAUUCUCGGUCAAUGAAACGAGGUGGA
This is a messenger RNA of Aspergillus pseudotamarii, 402 nucleotides long. RefSeq lists its product as uncharacterized. The record is from RefSeq and is a predicted model, not a curated record. The transcript has a single exon. The coding region runs from base 94 to 330 and encodes 78 amino acids. NCBI's taxonomy places the organism in Eukaryota, Fungi, Ascomycota, Eurotiomycetes, Eurotiales, Aspergillaceae.